Molecule: messenger RNA, 1712 nt
Organism: Sipha flava (yellow sugarcane aphid)
Lineage: Eukaryota; Metazoa; Arthropoda; Insecta; Hemiptera; Aphididae
Product: protein ABHD1-like
Exons: 9
Coding region: 434-1642 (402 amino acids)
Biological process (GO): medium-chain fatty acid biosynthetic process; medium-chain fatty acid catabolic process
Molecular function (GO): acetylesterase activity; monoacylglycerol lipase activity
Source: RefSeq, a predicted model, not a curated record
UAUUAUCUAUGAACCUUGACACUUACCAUCCCUAUAUUUAUUCGUUUUUGGCUGUUAUCAGACGAAAUUGAUAACGAAUAAAGUUCAAAAUUUAGCAUUAUCGAUUGCCUUACAAUGAACUUCGGUCUUACUAAUUAUUAUUCAUGUAUUACCUAUUAUAACUGGUUUAUUUUUUAUAGAAUGUAGCAGCAUUUUAUUACAUACUGCAUACUUGUAUAUAGAUGGCGUAUUUUUAAAAAUAUAAUGGUUAUUAACAUUGGCUUCAUGCCAAUUCGAACAACAUUAUAGAAAUCAUGUGCGGACCUUAUUAAUUCUUAAGUCAAUUUUAUUUAUCUCUACAAUCGAGCAAUACUUUUUAAUAGGUUAAUAGUUAAUUUAAUUUAUUUAUUUAUUGUUAAGUUCAAUUUUUAAUUGUUUACAGUUUUUGUGCAAAAUGGAUAUUUUAUUCAGUAGUAUUGCCAAAUUCAGUUCAUUGCCAGCUUCAAGUGUUAUCGGUGUGACUGCUGCCAUUGGAUUUGUAAAUUACUAUUUUCUGUACGUUGUUAAAGUACCUAAAAUACAUUGUAAAGAAGGCAGUUUUAAAAAUUUUAUUCGUCAAAAUGUGCCAGUCGCUACUACAAAAUACUGGCCAACAAUGUGGUGUUUUGAAGCUAGAUUUCAAAGUGUAUUAGCAAGUUUAAUACGAUCAUUUGUUGUUCCUAAAGCACCAUAUAAUAGAGAAAUAUUUCAAUUAACGGAUGGUGGCGAAGUAGCAUUAGACUGGUUGGAACCAACAAAACAUUUUAAUGAUAUGAAUGAUAUUACAAUUUUGUUUUUGCCAGGAUUAACUGGUGAUAGUAAAUGUGAGUAUGUUAGAGCUACAUCAUUGACUGUACAGAAAUCUGGAUUUCGUGUUGUUGUUUUCAAUUAUAGAGGAAUAGGAGGUAUUGAGUUAAAGACUCCAAGAACUUAUUCUGCUAAUAAUAUUGAUGAUUUAACAGAAGUGAUUAUUCAUAUAAAAAAAAAAUAUCCAAAUACAAUUUUAGGUGGAAUUGGUGUAUCAAUGGGUGGUCUAUUAUUGGGAAGUUUUUUACAAUCCAAUGAACAACACACGCAUAAACACUUUUCUGCAGUUAUGCUUCUUUCAGUACCAUGGGAUUUAUUAGCUACUACGCGUAACAUUGAGAAACCAUUUUUAAACCGUUGUCUCUGUUCAUAUUUAGCAAAAUGUCUUUGUAAUCUUAUUAAAAAUAGUAGCAAUAUGUUAAAUUCAUCAAGUCACAAAUGGAAUUACAAUGAAGUCAUAAAAAGUAAAACAAUAAGAGAAUUUGAUGCAAACUAUACUAUUAAGUUGUUUGAACAUGAAUCUGUUGAAGAAUAUUAUAAAAAAGCAUCACUUCAUGACAAAUUAGAUCUUAUCCAAGUGCCUUGUUUGUGUUUAAGUGCUGCUGAUGAUCCUUUUUGUUUGGAAUCUGAUCUGCCACUAAAGAGUGCUGACAAUAUUGAAAAUCUGGCAAUUUUAGUUACUGCUAGAGGAGGACAUAUUGGAUUUCUAGAAGGGUUUUGGCCUUUUAGUAAUCACAAUGAAUUCAUGUUUCGUUUAAUCGAUCAAUAUUUUAGCUCAAUAUUUAAGAAUCAAAUUUAUAAACAGUUUACAAAAUGAAUUUUAUUGUUUACAUGUUAAGUUAAAUGUGGUGGAUAUUGAAUAAUUAUAGUUUUAUUUAUGAAAUGAA